This is a messenger RNA of Bombina bombina (fire-bellied toad), 1341 nucleotides long. RefSeq names its product hes family bHLH transcription factor 4 (gene HES4). The transcript has 4 exons. Gene Ontology annotation, biological process: anterior/posterior pattern specification; regulation of transcription by RNA polymerase II; regulation of neurogenesis. Gene Ontology annotation, cellular component: nucleus. Gene Ontology annotation, molecular function: protein dimerization activity; DNA-binding transcription factor activity, RNA polymerase II-specific; RNA polymerase II cis-regulatory region sequence-specific DNA binding. The record is from RefSeq and is a predicted model, not a curated record. Bases 183 to 1031 code for a protein of 282 amino acids. Lineage: Eukaryota; Metazoa; Chordata; Amphibia; Anura; Bombinatoridae.
UGAGAUAAGGGGAUAAAAAGCUUCUGAGUGAGGAAAGCUAGAGUCGGGAAGGAGCCAAGUCUGCAGCUUAACCUCUGCUGACACUGACAACCCUGUAUUGGCAUCACCUCUUCUAAUACGGAUACAACUCAAUUUAUUUUUUACCAAUUUUGAAUUAUUAUUUUUUUGCUAUAAAUUGUAAUAUGCCAGCUGAUAGUAUGGAGAAACCUACUGCAUCCCCAAUUGCAGGGUCACCUGCCAACUCUGCACACACACCGGAUAAACCAAAAAGUGCCAGUGAGCAUAGAAAGUCCUCCAAACCAAUCAUGGAGAAGCGCAGAAGAGCUCGGAUCAAUGAGAGCCUGGGACAGUUAAAGACACUUAUCCUGGAUGCACUGAAAAAAGAUAGCUCCAGACACUCCAAGCUGGAAAAGGCUGAUAUCCUAGAGAUGACAGUCAAACACCUGAGGAACCUACAACGUGUACAAAUGACAGCUGCCCUAACAGCUGAUCCCAGCGUCCUUGGCAAAUACAGAGCAGGAUUCAAUGAAUGCAUGAAUGAAGUGACCAGAUUCCUCUCAACCUGUGAAGGAGUCAACACUGAGGUCAGGACCCGGUUGCUGGGUCAUCUCUCGGGCUGCCUGGGACAAAUCGUUGCUAUGAAUUAUCAGCAGCCCCCAUCCAACCAGCCACUACACGUCCAGCUGCCCUCUGCUCCCGGGGCUACAGCUCAAGUCCCCAUGACCUGCAAGAUGAGCCCACCAGAGUCCGCUUCUCCCAAGGUCUUCCAGGGUGGUUUCCAGUUGGUCCCUGCCACUGAUGGACAGUUUGCCUUCCUUAUACCUAACCCAGCAUAUGCCUCAAGCCCUGGUCCAGUUAUUCCUCUAUAUGCCAAUACCAACGUGACCUCAAGUGGGGGCUCCCAAGCCCACUCCCCAGUGCAGGGACUCACCACAUUCGCCCACAAGUUGCCUCAUAUGCCCCAGUCAGUAAGCCCACUGGGGGGCAGUACUGGGCCAGACACCACUGAGUCAGUGUGGAGGCCCUGGUGAACGAACUUUCUCCACCCAAAGACUUUUGUUUAUUGGUUCCGUUAUAUGGGACCUUGCCUUAGAGGACAAUCUUCGCACUAUAUAUUUAUUUCCAAGUAUGGGGAAUCCACUUUUUAUUAUUAAAAUAUACUUGUGUAAGAGAACCGUUUUUGUAAUAAAAAAAAGCCUCUUAUGCUGAGAUGUUUUUUAGUUUUGUACAAGUCGUACAAAAGACGUGUAAUGCCAAAGUACAUUGUGUUGGUUUUUGUGUCAAAAACUUUAAGAAAUGCAGGAGUUUUAUGAAAUAAACUCUUUAAAACUUUAUUAAAAA